Molecule: messenger RNA, 2121 nt
Organism: Darwinula stevensoni
Lineage: Eukaryota; Metazoa; Arthropoda; Ostracoda; Podocopida; Darwinulidae
Source: the annotation of a GenBank genome assembly
AUGACAGAUGAUAAGAGAGAAGGGGAAUCAAGGCUUCAAUGUGAAUCCCUUCCUAUUCACCGGAAUACCGCCUUGGAAGAAAGUCUCAUCGAAUGUCGUCAAAGAGGAGAGAAGGCUUCGUCCCAGAACGAGGGAGACAUUGUCGUCAGCAAGUCCGUGAGCCCGACGUGUCUCAUGGAUGCAAUAGCCAAGGGAGAUUUCAAGUCAGCGGCAGCCUUGCUCAACGGCGGUUCCCAGGUGAAAGCAACGGAGGAAAAUUCCUGGACGGCCUUGCACGAGUCAGCCAAACAGGGUCGCGUCGAUCUCACUCGACUCCUCCUCGAACAUGGGUUUAAUAUCAACGCCAAGGAAGGUAGUGCUGGAAAGACUCCUUUGCACCUCGUCGUGGAACAAGGCUCUCGAUGCGGUAAGAACAGCUUCCUGGAAGUGGCCAAGAUGAUUUUAAAAUGUCCAGGAGUGGAUCCCAAUAUGAAGGACGUCCACGGAGAUACUCCUCUGCAUUAUGCCAUGCGAGAGAGGAAUACCAAAUUCCUUCGACUCCUCAUCUUUUUUGGUGCUCGGAUCGACGUUCCGAACUCCUCUGGUGAGGCCGUGUUACCAUAUCUCAUCCGUAAACAUCCGAAGCUCGCUUCCGAGGCCUUCGAUCGCUGCCUGAUUCUGAACAGCCUUUCGUCCGAGGAUCCUUACCUCCGACUGAUAUUCAAUUAUCAGAUCUUCGAUAUCCUGAACAGUGCGGGGACGAAAAAUGAGAAAGACUGUUGCAGAAGAGAAUCAGUGAUCCCGAAACUAAUCGUGAAUUCACGGAAUCAUUCGCUUCUCACCCACCCACUGUGCUUGAGUUUCCUUCAACUCAAAUGGCAUUACUUCCGACGAUUCUAUUACAUCAAUUCAUUUCUGUUCUUCCUCUUCGCCGUCAGCCUCACAUCCUUCGUCAUGACUUCUGUCAAUGCGUUCCGUCAGAGCGCCAAUGAGACCUCGGCAAUUUAUGGGGAUGUGUUGCAAUUGGAUUAUGCUGAUAAAGCACUUUGGUAUGGGCUUUUGCUGUUCACGGCAUAUAUUGCCUUCCGGGAAUUCUACCAGUUCCUCUCAAAACCUUCGGAUUAUUGUCGAGAUCCCGAGAACAUCUUCGAAUUGAUCGUUGUGAUUGGCGUCCUCAUGAUCUUAUUUCGAGAUAUGCUUCCAGUGGGCAUGUUGAUCCAUGCAUCGGCUUUGGUCGUCCUGGCAGUAUGGGUGGAGGUGAUGUUGUUGCUCGGCAGACACCCAACCUGCUCCGUCUACGUCUCCAUGCUCGUCGACGUGUCCAAGAAUGUCUUCAGGAUCCUUGCCAUCUUUCUCAUCUUACUUUUUGCCUUUUCCCUCAGCUUCUCCAUCUUGUUCAUGGAAGAUAGGGACUUCGAUUCCUGGUACCAGGCCCUGGCGAAGACGACUGUGAUGAUGACAGGGGAAUUCGACUAUUCCAACCUUCCGUUUUCGUCCUAUCCUGUCACAAGUCACAUCGUUUUCCUCGGAUUUGUCCUCGCAGCCACGAUUGUCCUCAUGAAUCUCUUGGUCGGUCUUGCCGUCAAUGACAUUAAACGAAUUAACGAAAAGGCCAUCACCUACAGUAUUUUCCGACAGGUAGUCCUCAUGGCCUACAUAGAGAAAAUGCUCUUUUCACCCGUAAUCAAUUGGUUUCCAGAUUUUAUAGCCUCGCGAUGGAAGUCCAUGGCUGAGAGCACCUUGGUCCUUAAGCAUCUCCCCAAUCUAACUCUGUGCACAUUUCCUAACAGUAAAACCUCCGGCUCGUUGAGGGUGCUGCGAUCCAGGGAAUCUAAGAUAGAUCAAGAGGUGCUGGAAAAAGGAAUGGGGAAAGACGAGAACGAGCAUUGUUCUGAUCCGGAGUGUCAGUGCUGGGUGUCGAUGAGGCGCCAUGUCAGCGCUGAAGCGAUCCAGGAUGCCGUCGACGUCGCUUUCAAGGUGAGAACUUCGAAAAUGUCUGAAGAGAAAUCUACUACCAACUGGAACAAUGCCGAAGAAGUGGCCCAGACCAUAGCAUCGAUUCGAGACGAAAUAGUGUCUCUCAAGAUGGAUAUCGCGGACAUUAAAAACCUCCUUCGUGUUCGAUCAAAUUCUACAGUGUGA